Caenorhabditis bovis is the source of this 855-nucleotide messenger RNA. The record is from the annotation of a GenBank genome assembly. NCBI's taxonomy places the organism in Eukaryota, Metazoa, Nematoda, Chromadorea, Rhabditida, Rhabditidae.
AUGCUUGUCUCCCAUAUUUGGAGUCGUCUCGCCUCGCCGUCGGUCGCCAUCGUGCUCUCGGUGUCGGCGUUGAUCUACACCACCGCCGUCUGUCCGCUCAUUUUUCUGCACUCGGCGUUCGUCUACACGUCGCUGGAAACCCACGAUUGUUCGAAUGAGCUGAUCGAGCUGAAACAACGCGUCGAGCUCGUGAAACGGCACCUCGUCGGCGGCGGCGACGAUGCGUCGCGGGCCAAACGCGAGCUGUCGGCGUGCUGCGUCGGCCGGCCGGGCCUCAAAGGCUUUCCGGGGAAGAACGCGCGCGACGGGUACGACGGCGAGCCGGGACGCGACGGCGCGCCGGGAAAGAGCGCCGAGCACGACAGCCGUCUGGUGUGCGUCCGCGAGUGUCCGGCGGGCCGGCCGGGCCGCGACGGUCCGCCGGGUCCCAAGGGCGAGAAGGGCCAUCGUGGACGGCCGGGACGUGAGGGCGACGCGGCGCCGCCGUCGAUUCGCGGCGAGCCGGGCGAGCGCGGCGAAAAAGGCUUCCCGGGUGUGAAUGGUGGGCGCGGUGAGCCCGGCGAGCCGGGACGCGUCUACCAGUCGGAUGGUCCGUUCGGCAAAGAGGGCGAUGUUGGUCCGCGCGGGCCGCCCGGCGACAAAGGCCAACCGGGAAGAGACGGCGAAGAGGGAUUGCCGGGCGCACGCGGCGAGCGCGGCUAUCCGGGCCUCAAAGGCGAACAGGGCCGUCGCGGAGCCGUCGGCAACUUCGGACCACCCGGCGACAAGGGCGAGGCGUGGCCGUGCGAAUCGUGCCCGCCGCCGCGCGUCUCGCCAGGCUACUAUGUGAGCUCGAAGAAGACGGCCGCCUCCUGA